Molecule: messenger RNA, 723 nt
Organism: Hibiscus syriacus
Lineage: Eukaryota; Viridiplantae; Streptophyta; Magnoliopsida; Malvales; Malvaceae
Product: axial regulator YABBY 5-like
Exons: 6
Coding region: 106-600 (164 amino acids)
Biological process (GO): abaxial cell fate specification; multicellular organism development; cell fate commitment
Cellular component (GO): nucleus
Source: RefSeq, a predicted model, not a curated record
AUGAAGGACAUUUAAUAUACUGUUGUGAUACAUAGCCCGGUUUUAAAGCAAAGGAAUUGAGAAAACAAAGGCUCUUUUCUCCUUUUUAUCUUCUUCUCGAAAGACAUGUCGACGACCUGCGUCGAGGUUGCGCCGGAGCAGCUCUGCUAUAUCCCUUGCAACGUCUGCAACAUAGUGCUUGCGGUGAGUGUUCCAUGCAGCAGCCUGUUUGAUAUUGUGACAGUCCGAUGCGGGCACUGCACUAAUCUAUGGUCUGUGAACAUGGCGGCUGCAUUUCAGUCACUGUCAUGGCAAGAUGUUCAGGCACCCAGUUAUGCAGCACAAAAUCACAGGAUGGAUCUGGGUUCAUCUUCCAAAUGCAACAACACCAAGCUCUCUUCAAGAAAUGUUACCGAGGAAAGGGUUGUUAAUCGACCUCCUGAGAAGAGGCAGCGAGUGCCAUCUGCAUACAAUCAGUUCAUAAAAGAGGAGAUCCAAAGGAUCAAGGCCAACAAUCCAGAUAUCAGCCACAGGGAAGCAUUCAGCACUGCUGCUAAGAAUUGGGCGCACUUCCCUCAUAUCCACUUUGGCCUCAUGCUUGGAAAUCAACAACCAAACUAAGAUGGAUGAUGAACAAAAAGUUAUGUUUUAAGAUUGAAGAAGUACCCUAAAUCCCCAGUGAAUUUAAAGCUAUGGUUUGAAGAAGACGAAGGACAUGAUCCUAUGUGUGUCUUGAGGACAUGG